Molecule: messenger RNA, 1245 nt
Organism: Rotaria sordida
Lineage: Eukaryota; Metazoa; Rotifera; Eurotatoria; Philodinida; Philodinidae
Source: the annotation of a GenBank genome assembly
AUGUACAAUAAUGAAUCACGUGUAUGUAAUAGAGAGAAACCAUUAAAUAGAGCACAAGAACGUGAUUUUUCUGCUAUAUCUAAAUUACUUAUAACACUUCGUGAACAAAUUGUACCUUAUCCAAAUGAAUAUUUUCAUGGUCGAGGUAUUGUUCUGACUGUUGGACAACAUCAAUUAAAAUUUGCAAAAGUUAAUUUAAAAAUGAUUGAACAUAGUGGUACCCAAUUAGAUAUUCAGAUAUGGUAUUCAUUCAGUCAAAUUUCAGAAGCAAUAAUGAUGGAAUUGCUUAAUAAUUCAGCUAAACUCAACUUAAGUAUAUGUUGUUUUGACACAGCUCAAUGUAAAACUCGUACAGAAACUUGGCAACUUGAUCCUGCUCAUGUCUACAAACCUGGUGUAAGCAAACUGAAGAAAUCUUUUCCUUUUAAACCUGCAGCAAUUAUUAGUGCAACUUUUGCUGAAGUACUAUUUCUUGAUUGUGAUGCAUAUAUCACACGAGAUCCAAUAGAUCUUUUUCUUUUCGAUCCAAUGUAUCUCAAGUUUGGUGCUCUUUUUUUUCCUGAUUCUUAUCAAAGUCGACAACAUCCAACUGUAUGGAAUUUAUUUAAUACAACUUGUGGUGAACAUGAAUAUGAACUUGAUAGUGCAACAAUAUUAGUUGACAAAAAACGUGUUUGGAAUGGACUUUAUAUGACAAAAUUGAUGAAUGAUAAUCAUAAACUAUUCUAUAAAUAUGUUACAGAUGGAGACAAAGAUACAUUUCGAUUCGGUUUUCGUUAUAUGGAUGUAAAAUAUUAUAUAGUGAUGAUACCAUGUUCUACGGGUUCAUUUGAUGGUAUUCAUUUUUGUGGUUGGACUAUUUGUAAGACAGAUAGUCUUGCACAACAUAUUUACGUUAAUCAUGUUCAUAUGUUCAAACAUGUUGGUAUUAGUUAUUCACCAGCUGACCUCGAUUAUACUCGCAUUGCUCUUGGCGAUCCAAAUAACAAUUCAUUUUCUUUUAUUCAAUGUCGAUCGAUCGAAAUAUCCAAAGUUUGUUUUCAUAUUGGAAGAAAGCCUUAUCCACAAUUUAUUAAUAAUCGAUGUUAUAGUGGUGGAAUUCAAUCAGAAGAAUUUGAGUAUCAUCAAUAUACACUGGAUGAACCAUUGUUAUCUCAAGAAUCAAAAAAGAAUCAAAUAUUAAUAAGCAAAACAAAUAAUUUGAUGCCUCAUUUUGUUGAUAAUUUACUGAAAUAUAUCCAAUAA